AUGGAAGAGGAUAAGAAGAGGAGGCUUGAGGAAACAGAGAAGAAGCCGAAUUGUCUAUCGAUGGAAAGUAUCCAUGUAUCCGUGAGAAGAAAAACGAGUGUAGGAUCAACGAAUUCACAAAUUACAGAAACAAAAAAUAAGCAUGGAGUAUAUCCAAUAUCAGAAAAUAAUUUAAAAAUAGAAGAAGGAGAAAACAGAAGCAAAAGAGCAGAAGAAUUAUUAGAAAUAUUUGUUAGUAACAUCUUCGAAAAUGAACAUACAUUAUUCAUUUAUUGCAAAUAUGUGAUGUUGCACUAUGGAAAAGACUUAAUAGAAGAAAAUAAAGUGGAUGAAUUAAAUUUUGAAAUGAUAAAUGGAGGAAUUACAAAUAUUCUUGUAAAAGUAGAAGACACAUCUAAAAAAGCAAAAUAUUUGAUAAGACUUUAUGGACCUAAAACAAAUGAAAUUAUAAAUAGAGAUCGAGAAAAGAAAAUUUCCAUUAUUUUAUAUGAUAAAAAUAUUGGGAAAAAAAUUUAUGUAUUUUUUCCAAAUGGAAGAAUUGAAGAGUUCAUGGAUGGAUAUGCACUCUCAAGGGAAGAUAUAAAAAAUCCAAUAUUUCAAAAAUUAAUUGCAAAAAAUUUGAAAGCUCUACAUGAUGUUAAAUUAAAUGAUACAUUGUAUAAAGAAUUACAGAAUUCUCAGAAUGUUCAAGGAACUAGACCAUCUUUCUUGUGGAGUACCAUUUGGAAAUAUUUCAAUUUGCUGAAUGAAGAACGAAAACAAAUUUGUUCUUUUGAUGCAAAAGCAAAUAUUUUAAAACUUAUUGAUUUUGAUGUUUUACAAAACACUAUACAGGAAAUAGAAAAAUUAUGUAAAAUGGAAAAUUCUCCCAUUGUUUUAUGUCACUGUGAUUUAUUGUCUUCAAAUAUUAUUAGCACAUUUGAUACAUCCAAGGUGGUGGUGAGUACAGAAUCUGCUGUAUCUUCUAAAUCCAAUGAAUGCGAAUCUAAUACAGAUUCUGUUUCAUCUAACAUAGAUGUAAAGGGUGGUAGUAAUCUCAUAUCGACAGAUAAAAAGAACAUCUCGUUUAUCGAUUUUGAAUAUGCUUGUCCAAUGGAAAGAGCAUACGACAUAGCUAAUCAUUUCAAUGAAUAUGCUGGGUUUAAUUGUGAUUGGGAUUUGACUCCUUCUAGGGAUGAAGAAUAUCAUUUCAUAAAGCAUUACUUGAAUACAGACGAUGAAAAUUUAAUUAAUAAACUGAUUCAAGAAAUACAACCAUUUUAUAUAUGUUCUCAUAUUUAUUGGGGAUUAUGGUCCUUACUACAAGGUCUUCAUUCGUCUAUUGAUUUUGAUUUUAUUAAUUAUGGGAUGACUCGAUUGACAGCGUCCUGUUUACCCAUCUUUAGAUCCAAGGUAUCCAACACGGGUUCUUGA
Messenger RNA from Plasmodium gonderi, 1413 nucleotides. RefSeq names its product ethanolamine kinase. Gene Ontology annotation, molecular function: choline kinase activity; ethanolamine kinase activity. The transcript has a single exon. Gene Ontology annotation, cellular component: cytoplasm. The coding region runs from base 1 to 1413 and encodes 470 amino acids. The record is from RefSeq and is a predicted model, not a curated record. Lineage: Eukaryota; Apicomplexa; Aconoidasida; Haemosporida; Plasmodiidae. Gene Ontology annotation, biological process: phosphatidylethanolamine biosynthetic process; phosphatidylcholine biosynthetic process.